AUGACUGGGCAACUGCGUAGUCCGUGCCUUCCGCGUGUAAGUCUGGCGCGCGCCGUUAGGCCGCAAAUAUAUAUAUAUCCGAAAGCACGGGUGAGUCCUUGGCCCGGCACAAUGAACGCGAUGAUGGAGCGUGUGCGUGGAGAAGUGGCUUGCCGGGUGGCGGAAAACCCCCACGAAGAGGUCAGUCCACUGUCGGAGACCGAGCAGUUUGUAUACUUGACACACUCUGCGUAUCACCGCGAACGCGGCAUAGCUGGUAUCCUGACUAAACCCUAUUCCCUGCGGUUUGCCACCAUUAAGGAACGUCUGGUGAACGAGAGCACGUACGCGCUGCCGCUGCAUAAGCUGGUGUUGCUGCUGCACGGAAAUCGGUCGCACAAGAACUCGAACUUCCAGCCUCAUUUGGCCGAGAGACUCUCGCAGGAGGGUUACUAUGUGCUGCGGAUCGACUUCCGGGGCCUGGGCGACUCCGAGGACUGCGGUAAUCCGGCGGUUGGACGCACGCUGGAGCAAGAUGUGGAAGAUAUCUCUACUGUGUACGAGUUUGCCGCCAGCGACGCGUGCGUGGAACUGGUGGGGCACGCACUAACGCUCGAUACGAUUGUCGCGCACUCCAGGGGCGUGCUCUCGAUGUUCGAGUUCGCCCUGCGGCAUCCCGUGCGCAACCUGGUCAACUGCUGUGGCCGCUUCGAGGCGACUGGCUGGCUGGAGCGCGUGAUGCGCACGUACCCGAACUUCUCUGCAGACAAGGGCAUUCCCUGCGUUGCGUUAAGACACGGCGAACGGCAGGAGAUCUGGUUGCCGGAACCUGAGGUGCUCAGCGUUGCGACCACACAGAUAGACCGCUACGCCAACAUUGAUGUGCAAACGUGGGUCGUGUCGAUCUACGGCACUGCCGAUGCUGUGAUUCCGCUGACGGCGGCUGGCAACUUUGCAAACAUGUUCCGCGGGCGCCACACGCUAGAGAUCGUGGUAGGGGCUGGCCACGACUUCUACGGGUUGCCUGAUGAUGAAAACCUCAUGGAGCUGCCCACCAAAAAGGGUCGGGUCUGCUACCACUCGGUUCUGGCCAGUAAGGUGGUCCUGCACCUCCGCAACAAGAACCAAGCGGAGCAGUUCCACAGCCUCAACCGCACGCUCGAAAUCCCAACCCGCCCCGGCGUCCUGCUUCCCCGGUGGCCGCUGCCGCACGACUUCUCGCGUAUCUCCAACUUUCGCGAUCUUGGAGGCUACAUGACUGCAUCCGGCCGCCGCGUCAGGCACGGAAUCCUCUACCGCUGUGCGAACCCCUGCGAUGUCACGCCCGAGGCCUUGCAGUACAUGAAGGACGUCCUCCAGAUAGCGCAGGUCUUCGACCUGCGUGCCACCGCCGAGGCUGCAGAAGCCGGUAUCCUGUCCGGCAUCCCGGUAUGCAGUGUUCCGUUCAACAAGAACAUGUCGAUGUCGCCCGAGGAGGUCGCGCGCCACUACCAGGAUAUCUUUAUUUCUACCCACAACAUCCCGGCCGCGUACGAGGGCAUCCUUGAGAACAGUGUCGAGAGCAUCGGACGCUUUUUCCGCGCCAUUGUCGACGGCACCGUCGGCCGCGGCCGCGCCGCCAUCUUCCACUGCGCCGUGGGCAAGGACCGCACCGGUAUCCUGGCCAUGCUCGUGCUCGGCCUGCUCGGCGUCGACGCAGACACUAUCGCCCAUGAGUACGAGCUCACCACUAUUGGUAUCACCACCGAAAAGAAGAUCUACGACCUGCUAGCCGCCUCCAGCAGCAAGUUCUACGAUAUCAUGGGCCCCGCAGGCCGCACCAUCGCCCGCGAAUACCAGCUCACGCAGACGAAGAUCCGCGACAACAUUCUCGCCUCGCCGUACGAGGCCAUGCGCGUUUUCAUCGACCGGUUCCUCGCCAUCCACGGCUCUUUCUCAGCCUACUUCGAGUCCAAGCUGGGCUUGCAGCCCGAAGACAUCAAGCUGAUCCGCCACCAGCUGCUCGAGUAG
This is a messenger RNA of Eremothecium gossypii ATCC 10895, 1989 nucleotides long. RefSeq lists its product as uncharacterized. Gene Ontology annotation, biological process: dephosphorylation. Bases 1 to 1989 code for a protein of 662 amino acids. NCBI's taxonomy places the organism in Eukaryota, Fungi, Ascomycota, Saccharomycetes, Saccharomycetales, Saccharomycetaceae. The record is from RefSeq and is marked provisional. The transcript has a single exon. Gene Ontology annotation, molecular function: phosphoprotein phosphatase activity.